AUGGCGCGUCCGAGGCCCCGAGAGUACAAGGCUGGAGACCUGGUGUUCGCCAAGAUGAAAGGCUACCCGCACUGGCCGGCCAGGAUUGAUGAACUCCCUGAGGGAGCUGUGAAGCCUCCAGCAAAUAAGUACCCUAUCUUCUUUUUUGGGACUCAUGAAACUGCAUUCCUGGGGCCCAAAGACCUCUUCCCAUAUAAAGAAUAUAAAGAUAAAUUUGGGAAGUCGAACAAACGAAAAGGAUUUAACGAAGGACUGUGGGAAAUAGAAAACAACCCUGGAGUCAAGUUUACUGGAUACCAGGCAAUCCAGCAACAGAGCUCGUCAGAAACUGAGGGAGAAGGAGGAAAUACGGCCGAUGCGAGCAGCGAGGAGGAAGGUGAUCGGGUAGAAGAGGAUGGAAAAGGCAAAAGAAAGAAUGAAAAAGCAGGCUCAAAACGAAAAAAAUCCUACACUUCAAAGAAAUCCUCCAAGCAGUCACGGAAAUCUCCCGGAGAUGAAGAUGAUAAGGACUGCAAAGAGGAAGAAAAUAAGAGCAGCUCUGAUGCGGGAGACGCAGGCAAUGACACAAGAAACACUUCUUCAGAUUUGCAGAAAACCAGUGAAGGGACUUAACCAACAUAAUGACUGCUGGACAUGAAGGGAAAACACAAGAAGGUUACGUGUUUGGUUGUCUAAUAUUCUUGGAUUUGAUAUGAGUCAGCACAUCUAUUCAUUGGUAUCAUCAACAGCAUCCCAGUUUGUAUGCACAUUAUUCACAUUCCUAUCUGUUGUGUUUGCAGAAAUGACAUUUUACCCUUUUUCUAAGGGAUAUCUUUUGAUUUUCAUAUUAUUUGGUUGCAUGGAGUUGCCCUUUUCCAGUGACUGAGGUUUAUGGAGACGUUGCAGAGUUGUACAUGUGGUAGAAGCCUUUUCUAAAGAGAAAAGGCAGAAACUCCAAAUUAAAUCGUUCAAAAUCUGCAUUUUUGUAAAACAAGCAAACCUUAGGAAUUAGUCCCCUACAUACAAGACCACAAGAAUCUAUUCCACCUACAAACAUAACUUUAAAUUACGCCGUAUCCAUCUUUUCUUGUUUUUUGAUCCGUUUACAAAAUAAAAGAAAAAUCCUUCUUCAGCUGAGAUCAUUGCAAAGGUCAAUACUGUAAUAAAAUAUCUUUCCUUAUUAGAAGUACCUAGCUAGUUAUACUCGUUAAUAUUUCUCAAAAUCACGAUGUAAUGUACACUAUCUGGCUUAGUACCUAUAUGUGGAGUUAGUGAAAGUCUUUUUGUGUUUCUUUAGAUUAAUACAAGGAUUUUUUCCAAUGCCAACACAAUUUGAGCUCAUUCAUUUGGAUGCGUUCCAUUUCUAAGCUUAUUGUGAUACAGAAACCCUAUGAAACCAAACCAAAACAUCGAAUUUUCAGUAUUGAAAGGCUUAAAAAAAGGAUCCUGUCAUUCUUCUGUUUUUGGUUUUUGUUUUUUUGUUUUUAAUUUUGGAAAUAGAUCUAGACUAGGAAGUAAACAUUCCAAAACCAUUAUUCUGUGUACAUUAUUGUUGCUAUUGUGAUAAUAGAGAAUUUUAUUUAUUUUUAUGCCAGCUUUUAUUGUGAAAACAUAUUUAGUCUGGUUUUAUCAAUCCUUGUUAUGCUUGUCCUUGGAACAUCUUUUGCGUAUUCAAGGUUUGUAGUUGACAAGUUUACUGUAAAAAACAAAACAAAAAAACAAACAAAAAAACAAAAACAAAAAAAUGUAUUGUUUUUACAGAAUAAAUUUAUUGGAAUGUGUAUUGGGAGUAAGGUUUGAGGUUGUAAGCAACUAAGUUAGCGUCAUAUUUGGCUUCAUACGUGUAAUAAUGUGAGGUAUUAAUGUAACUCAAGUAUUAAAGCAAAACAUUCUGUUAACACUGAGUUGACAAUAAUAGAUACAAGUCCAGGUGAGAUUUUUUUUUUCUGUACAUUGCUUUU
Molecule: messenger RNA, 1940 nt
Organism: Emys orbicularis (European pond turtle)
Lineage: Eukaryota; Metazoa; Chordata; Testudines; Emydidae
Gene: HDGFL3
Product: HDGF like 3
Exons: 6
Coding region: 1-612 (203 amino acids)
Source: RefSeq, a predicted model, not a curated record